AUGGAGUACAAGUACGCCAAAAUGGACCACAUUUGGGGCACAUUAUAUCUGGGCGCCUAUGAGGCCACUGUUGACCGCCAAGAGCUACGCGACCGCAACAUUACCACCAUAUUGACAGUGUUGGGCAUUCAGGUGAUGCCUGAGCACCGGCACCCGGACAUCGCCUACCACUGGAUCAACGCCGAAGACAGAGAGACUCAGGAUUUGUUGACAUAUUUCCCGGAAACCUAUGCUUUAAUCGACGCCUGUAUUGACGCCAAAGAGGGUGUUUUGGUCCACUGCGGCGCCGGUAUCUCCCGGAGCACCACAAUCGUGGCCUCGUAUCUGAUGCGCAAACUUCGCUCCCCAUUCAAAGACACCAUGACUUUGAUUGAGUCCAAGAGGGGUAUCAUUCAACCCAACGAGGCUUUUAUUGAGCAACUGAUCCUUUACGAAGAGCUCGGCUAUCGGCUGGUGGCCACCGAUCGCCGUCUUCGCCAAUAUCUGCACCGAUUGUAUCUGAAGUACGAUUUUAGUCAACUGAACCAAUACUGGCAGAGACUAGAGGUGGUCGAGAAAGGAACCGAUGGCUUCAAUCUCGGGCAGCCGUAUGUCUGCAGUGAUUGCGGCCAAAAGUUGUUCAAUGAUAUACAUGUGCUCAAGAAUGACGGCUCCGCUCAGUACCGAGAUCUGGAUGUUUGCGGCCGAGUAUUCAUUGAACCCCAGCCCUGGAUGUCCGACCAGUUGGCGGUCUUUGAUGAGACGGCACAUGAGUUGGAGAUUAAGUGUACUCAUUGUCGACAAGUGGUGGCCAAAUGUGGGACAAUGGUCUCUAAUUACAAACCAUUGGUUAUGACAAUUAACUGCAAUUGUUUGCAUCAUAAGGAUGUGACGGGUCUUCAGCUAAUGAUGUUAGACAAUAGGUUUAUGUAA
Messenger RNA from Medioppia subpectinata, 912 nucleotides. NCBI's taxonomy places the organism in Eukaryota, Metazoa, Arthropoda, Arachnida, Sarcoptiformes, Oppiidae. The record is from the annotation of a GenBank genome assembly.